AUGAGUCCUGUUACUCAGAGGAACGAUUGUUAUAGCCAUUUACAAGAAAUUUUAAAGGAAAAUGACAAAAUAACUUCCAAAGAUUUGGCAGUAGGAAUAAUCUUCUUGUCACAGAUGAUCACUGGUGUCAUGGGCAAUUUCUUUCUUCUUUGCAACAAUAUUUUAAUUUUCCACCCUGAAAGGAGGUUAAGAGCCACAGAUGUGAUUCUGAAGCACCUUUGUCUAGCCAACGCCUUAGUUCUUCUUUCUGGAGGAGUUCCUCAAACAAUGGCAGCAUUUGGGUUGAAACAUUUCUUCAUUGAUAUUGUUUGUAAAUGUCUCUUGUACACUGAGAGAGUGGGCAGGGGUGUGUCAAUUGGUACCAUGUGCCUCUUGAGUGUCUUCCAAAACAUCAUCAUCAGCCCUAUGAACUCCUGUUGGAAAGAUUUUAAAAGUAAAACUCAAGAGUAUAUUGCAUUCUCUAUUCCCUUCUGCUGGGUCCUAAACAUGGUGGUCAUUUUAAUUAUUCCUCUGUAUGCACUGUAUUUGUCUGCAGAAGGUUAUGACAGACACAUGACAAAGAAAAUAUAUGUAGGAUACUGUUGUGUUGUUGACUAUAGAGUACUCAUGGGCUCCAUCUAUAUAGCAUUAGUAGUUUUCCCUGAAGUUUGUUUUUCUCUGCUUACAGUCUGGGCCAGUGGCUCUAUGAUUUUCAUCCUGUACAGACACAAGCAAAGGGUCCAACACAUUCAUAUCACUAAUGUUUCCUUAAGAUCUCCUGAGUCCAGAGCCACACAAAGCAUCCUUUUUCUGGCUAUCACCUUCAUAUCUUUUUACACUCUGUCUUCAAUCUUUCGAGUUUCUAUUAUUGUAGUUAAUGAUCACAGUUCAUGGUUGGGUAGCACUGCUGAUGUAAUUUCUUUGUGUUUUCCAGCAAUCAGCCCCUUUCUGAUCAUGAGCAAACUUUCCUCUAUGUUUAUACACUGCUUUGCAGGCAUAAGAAGCAGAAAACUUUUCUAA
Chinchilla lanigera (long-tailed chinchilla) is the source of this 999-nucleotide messenger RNA. Its product is annotated as vomeronasal type-1 receptor 4-like. The record is from RefSeq and is a predicted model, not a curated record. The transcript has a single exon. The coding region runs from base 1 to 999 and encodes 332 amino acids. NCBI's taxonomy places the organism in Eukaryota, Metazoa, Chordata, Mammalia, Rodentia, Chinchillidae. Gene Ontology annotation, molecular function: pheromone receptor activity. Gene Ontology annotation, biological process: G protein-coupled receptor signaling pathway. Gene Ontology annotation, cellular component: membrane.